Messenger RNA from Guillardia theta CCMP2712, 351 nucleotides. RefSeq lists its product as hypothetical. Bases 1 to 351 code for a protein of 116 amino acids. NCBI's taxonomy places the organism in Eukaryota, Cryptophyceae, Pyrenomonadales, Geminigeraceae. The record is from RefSeq and is a predicted model, not a curated record. The transcript is spliced from 3 exons.
AUGUUCCAGCACCAGAUGAUCAUCGUCAAGCUCAAGUCCUCCAACCUUGUCCUGUUCGACUUCGAACCUCUGGACAAGACCUCGCCGUUGGUCGCAGCGACGCUGCUACUGGGUGGGAGGGUGCCAGGGCGGCUGCGAUCAAGGGAGCUGCAGAGCGUUCCAAGGUUGAGGGAGUUUGAGGACACAGCCAACCUGAAGUUUCGCAGGAACAGCGUGCUCGUAGGGAAUGCAAAGGAAGGAACGACGCUGGCAAGCAUCGACAGGAUAAACGGUGAAUGGGACUGCAACCUGCGCCUGCUACGGAACGACUGCCGGCAUUACUGCGCUAAGAUCAUCAACGAUGUCUGCUGA